CACGGCUGGUGGCCCCUCCGGAGCCCGAACCAUGGAUCCGCCGGGGGACCCGCUCCCGGGUCACUGACCUUGGGUGCCAGGCCCAGAAAGCAGGCUUCGAUCCGGACCCCUGGCCUCACCGCUCCGGCCCAGACCUCUGCAGGGAGCCAUGGCACUGGCCCUCCGAUUCCUGUCCCAGCUGGCCGGCCUGUGCCUGGCCCUGGCCCUCGCCAGGGAGGACCAGGAACUGACCGCGCUGCCUGUGCGGUUCGACGUGGUGGAGGAAGUGGCGUCGGGCACGGAGAUCGGGCAGCUGUCUGGGGGUCCGGGCGCCGAGCGCGAGGCCGGCGUGGGGGGCUUCCGGGUACUUCAGGCCUCGCAAGCCAUCCCGGUGCGGGUGGAGCCUGCCACCGGCCACGUCCGCACAGAGGGCCGCCUGGACCGCGAAGCGCUGUGCCCGGGCCGUGACCCCUGUCUGCUGACCUUGGACGUCCUGGCCCCGGCCGGGCGCGCCCUGUUCCACGUGGAGGUGCUGGUCCGCGACGUGAACGACCACGCGCCCCGCUUCCCCAAGGCCGAGCAGCUGCUGGAGAUCUCAGAGAGUGCCGCCCCGGGCACCCGCGUCCCACUGGACCGGGCGCUGGACCCCGAUGCCGGCCCCAACGCCCUGCAGGCCUACAGCCUGUCGCCCAGCCGCCACUUCGCACUGGAGGUGGUCCGUGGGCCCGACGGGGCGCGCCACGCCGAGCUGGUGGUCGUCCGGCCACUGGACCGGGAGUCACAGGCGGCUUUCCAGCUGGUGCUGAGCGCCUCGGACGCUGGGGUCCCACCCCGCUCCGGGAGCACGCUGGUCCACGUCUGCGUCCUCGACUCCAAUGACAACAGCCCCACCUUCGCCGAGACUGCACUGGCUGUGGCCAUCCGUGAGGAUGCCCCGCCCGGCACCCUACUGCUGAACCUGACGGCCACAGACCCGGACCAGGGCCCCAACGGGGAGGUGGAGUUCGCCCUGGGCCCGCACGUGCCCACCGAGGUCCGGGCCACCUUCCACGUGGAUGCGGGCACAGGCCAGGUCCGGCUGCGCAGGCCUCUGGACUUCGAGCGACGGGCUGCCUAUGAGCUGGACGUCCAGGCCCGGGACAGGGGGCCCAGCCCCAUCCCCGCCCACUGCAAGGUCCUGGUCAACGUCCUGGAUGUCAACGACAAUGCCCCAGCCAUCCGGGUCACCUGGGCCUCUCGGCCCCCCGGGGUGGCCGAGGGGCUGCCCCCGGGCCGCCUUGUGGCCCUGGUGAUGACCAGCGAUGCGGACUCGGGGGUCAAUGGGGAGGUCCGCUGCUCCCUUCGCCAGGGGCUUGGCCCCUUCCAGCUCCGGCCGACACCCGGCCGUGGCUACCUGCUUGUGACGGCCGCCACGCUGGACCGGGAGGCCCGGGAUGAGUACAGCCUGACUGUGCUGGCUCAGGACGGUGGCGAGGGCCCACGCUCUGUGCUGGAGCAGCUGACAGUGCCCGUGCUGGACAUGAACGACAACCCUCCGGCCUUCGAGAGGGCAGCCUAUGGCGUGGCCCUGCGGGAGAACAACGAGCCCCCGACCCUCCUGCUCACCGUCCGGGCCCGCGAUGCCGACCUGGGCCCCAACAGCCGGAUCACCUUCCACCUCCGGGACCCUCCCGCCGCCGGGCUGGUGGCCGUGGACCCGGUCACGGGAGCUGUCUCGGCCCUGCAACAACUGGACCGCGAGCACGCCGCCAGCUUCGAGUUCCUCGUGGUGGCCGAGGAUGGAGGCCGGCCACCACUCUCGGCCAGCGCCACUGUAAGCGUGAGUGUGCUGGACGCCAAUGACAAUGCCCCCGUGGUGCUCCUGCCGGAGACCCGGGAUGGGCUCGCCCACCUCUCUGUCCUCGUCAACUCCUCCACGGGCCGAGUGCUAACCCCCGCUGGGGAGGAGGGGCCCACGGGUGCCGGCCCUGCGCCGCUGCUGACCAUCGUGGCCCACGACGCCGACGCCGGCCCCAACGGGGAGAUCCGGUUCUCUCUACUGGAGUCCGGCAGAGAGGACCUGUUUGUCCUGGAUGCCCAGUCCGGGCAGCUCUACCUGAAUACCAGUGAUGCAGGGGCCCUGCUGGGCAGCGAGCGGGAGCUGACUGUGGCCGUGGCUGACCGGGGGUCACCCCCGCUGGAGACCCGGCUGCGGCUUCGGGUCUCAUUCGCCAGCAGCGCCGAUGCCCAAAGGCGGCCGGCCAGGGGGGCGGCCGUCCCCCUGAGCCCCCCGGCCCUGACAGCCGUCUGCUUGGCGGCCCUGCUGGGGUCCUCGGGGCUGGCCCUGGCGCUGGCCGCAUCCGUCUGCAGGCGUGACCGCAAGCGGGUGGCCGGCGCCUACAACUGCCGUGUGGCCGAGACCACUUGCAGCCCCCGGCCCCGACACCGGCAGAGGCUAAUCCAGAAGGCCGACAUCCUCCUGGUGCCCGGGGCCCGGGCCAGUCCCGUCGCAAGGCCGGAGGGCGAGCGGCCGGCCCAGCCUGGGCCCGGACCCCCGGAAGCCCCAUUCCCUCUCACCCCGACCCUGUACCGGACCCUGAGGAACCAGAGGGACCUGAUGGCCGUCCCCAAUGGUGGAGAGGUGGCCCCGGACCCCCUAGGCCUCCUCUUCUCCCCUCCACGGCAGAAGAGCGGAUCCAGGGAGAACCUGAGCCCCCCGGGCCUGCCGCCUGCUCCCGGUGGCCCCCCGCUCUCAGGGCUGACCAGCCCGGCCUCCUGUCCCACCCUGAGGAGGCAGAGGAACACGGACACCCGGAUCCAGCCGGCCCCGGGGCCGCAACACAUCCUCCGCAGUUUGGUCCGCCUGUCGGUCGCCGCGCUCGCCGAGCGGAGCCCCACUGAGGAACUCACGGUGGACUCCCUCCAGGUGCAGCAAAUCUCGCAGCUGCUGUCCUUGCUCCACGAAGGGCAGUUCCAGCCUCGCCCCAACCACCGUGGGAACAAGUACCAAGCCCGAGCUGGGGGGGACAGGACCCCAGGAGCGGAGGCUGAUGGGCUGGGCCCCAAGGACGGGGCAGCCCCGGCCCAGACUGGCGAGGGUGAGGGGUCGGAGAGCACCCUGGGGCUCUCUGUGAAGCAGAUGUUCGAGGAAGAACUGGAGAGCCUGCUGGACCCCCAGACCGGUCUGGCGCUGGACGGGCGGACCUCCGUGGACCCGGCCUGGGUGGCCCGGCUGUCGCUGUCCCUCGCCGCCGACUACCACGACAACUUGUUCUCCGCACCGGACGCAGGCCCCGAGGACCAGCCCCGCACCUUCCGGACAUUCGGCAAGGCGGCCGGGCCGGGCGCGGGUCCCGAGGCCUCGCGGACGGCCAGCGCCAGCGCCUUCCUCUCGGAGAUGAGCUUCCUGUUCGAGGCGCUGCUGGCCCGGGACCAAGGUGGGGUCACCGAGGCUGAUGCCGACGAAGCGCGCUCCCGGGUGCUGCAGCGGCUCUCCGACUGUGGAAAGACUCUGGGGCUGGACUUCCCCGGAGGGGCCGGGGUUUGAGGCCCGUCCCGGGGCCACCAGCCUCAGCUGAUGCCCGCCUCUGGGUGACCGGGUCCCCAGAGGGCACCUUCCUCCACGUCUGGCUCCCCGAAUUGCCAACGGUGGCAUCCCUGAGGCUUGGGGAAAGAGCCGGGGCCCCAGGAGGGCUCCCAGCCUUGUAGAGGGACCAGUGCCUUCUGGGGGGUCGAUACUUGCAGGGCAACAGCCUGCGGCUGGUUUUGGGGGGAGCAGUAUU
Messenger RNA from Tachyglossus aculeatus (Australian echidna), 3740 nucleotides. It is a transcript of the gene PCDH12, whose product is annotated as protocadherin 12. Gene Ontology annotation, molecular function: calcium ion binding. Gene Ontology annotation, cellular component: plasma membrane. The coding region runs from base 149 to 3505 and encodes 1118 amino acids. Lineage: Eukaryota; Metazoa; Chordata; Mammalia; Monotremata; Tachyglossidae. The transcript is spliced from 4 exons. The record is from RefSeq and is a predicted model, not a curated record. Gene Ontology annotation, biological process: homophilic cell-cell adhesion.